AUGCAGGCUUUCGAGUGGUACUGCGAAGGCGGUGGGGUACAUUGGAAGAAACUGCAGUCGCUUCUUCCAGAUCUAGCUGCAAUGGGGAUCACAGCGAUGUGGCUGCCUCCCCCGACCAAAGCAUCCAACCCUGAAUCAGUCGGGUACGACGUCUACGACCUGUACGACCUGGGCGAGUUUGACCAGCAAAAGUCGACCCGGACGCACUGGGGCACGAAAGAAGAGCUCAUCACGCUCAUCGCGGACGCGCGGGCGAAGAACCUCGUUUGCUAUGUUGAUGCAGUCUUGAACCACCGGUUUGGCGCGGAUAGGACGGAGAAGUUUGGAGUGGUGGAGGUGGAUCAGAAGGAUAGGACGAAGGAGAUUAGCGGGCUGUAUGACAUUGAGGGAUGGACUGGAUUCGACUUUCCUGGUCGGCAUGAUCAAUACUCCAAGAUGCAUUUCAAUUUCAAUCACUUCACCGGGGUAGACUAUGAUCAAGGCACGGGCAAGAAGGGUAUAUUCAAGAUCCACGGGGAUGGGAAGAAUUGGUCUUCCGGGGUAGACUCGGAGAACAGGAACUAUGAUUACCUCAUGGGUGCCGACGUAGAUUAUGACCAUCCCGAGGCGAGAGAAGACGUGAUCAAGUGGGGCAAGUGGAUCAUUGAUGAGAUCGGCGCCGCUGGGUUCCGUUUCGACGCCGUCAAGCACAUUGACCGUGGUCUCAUCGCCGACUUCAUCAAGAUCGUGCGUGAACAGACCCACAAGCCCGCAAUGUUCGCUGUCGGCGAGUUCUGGAAAGAUUCGAUCCAGGAUCUGGAGACCUACCUAUCUGCCCUCGGCACUCAAUUCAGCGUGUUCGAUGCGCCGCUGCAUUACAACUUUAAGGAGGCCGGUGAGGCGGUGGCAGAUUUUGACCUGAGGAAGGUGUGGGAGGGAACAGUGGUGAAAGAGAGACCAAUUGAUGCUGUAACGCUUGUGGAUAAUCACGACACGCAGAUCGGUCAGUCGCUCGAGAGCUGGGUAGCUCCCUGGUUCAAACCUCUGGCCUACGCUCUGAUCCUCCUAAGGCCGGAUGGCUAUCCCUGCGUCUUCUACGGCGAUCUGUACGGUACCCUUGGCUCGAGCCCUCAGCCUCCAGUUUCGCAGCUCGCCGACUUAAUCCGCGCGCGCAAGCAUUUUGCCUACGGCCCACUGAGGGAUACGUGGGACCACCCGAACUGUGUCGCUUGGGUCAGAGAGGGGGAUGAGGUACAUGAUGGGUGCGCCGUAGUGCUCUGUAAUGGGGAUGAAGGCGUGAAGAAACUCGACAUCGGCACGUCCCACGCGGGCGAGAAAUGGACCGACGUCCUUGGAUGGCAUGCCGGAGAGGUCAUCAUAGCAGAAGAUGGCUGGGCAGAGUUCAGAUGCCCUGCGAAGAGCGUAAGUAUCUGGACUUGGGAGAAGGCAAGAGGGAGGGAGGCGUUUGGGAAGAAGUAG
Messenger RNA from Dacryopinax primogenitus, 1458 nucleotides. RefSeq names its product alpha-amylase. The record is from RefSeq and is a predicted model, not a curated record. The transcript is spliced from 9 exons. Gene Ontology annotation, molecular function: calcium ion binding; hydrolase activity, hydrolyzing O-glycosyl compounds. Gene Ontology annotation, biological process: carbohydrate metabolic process. The coding region runs from base 1 to 1458 and encodes 485 amino acids. Lineage: Eukaryota; Fungi; Basidiomycota; Dacrymycetes; Dacrymycetales; Dacrymycetaceae.